Messenger RNA from Malaya genurostris, 1308 nucleotides. RefSeq names its product CTTNBP2 N-terminal-like protein. The record is from RefSeq and is a predicted model, not a curated record. Lineage: Eukaryota; Metazoa; Arthropoda; Insecta; Diptera; Culicidae.
AUGAACACUGCUUCUAUCCGAAAGGUACAGCUUUUGUCGCCAUCUAAACGUGUUAAAAGUAGCAGUAGUAGUAAGGAAGAAGAGCCGUCAUCUCCACCGCCGUCGAUGACAACGACGACGACCACGACGGAAGAUAUGGCAGAGGCGACUGGUUCAGAAAAAAACGAAGAUGCUUCAGGACAUAUUGUCGAUCAACCACCAACCAAAUUCACAGAAGCUGAUCUGCAAGCUAUCAAACUAACCAGUGACACACUGAAGCGCAAUCCAAAGAUGUAUUUCAGUAAAACCGAUCUACUAAAGCUUCUUAGCUAUCUGGAGGGAGAGCUACAAGCCCGAGACGUAGUCAUUGCUGUGUUGAAGACGGAAAAGGUUAAACAAUUACUGAGUACACCACGAUAUAGCAAAUCUACCAAUUUAAAUGAUCCCCAUGCUGCCCUCUAUCGGGGUAAUCUUGCUUCUAGUGGAAACAUCGCCAGUCGACAGUCUUCCAUCCAAGCAGCUCAUUCCGAACACGAAAUGCCUGUUCAGGAACUGGAAGAAGAACGUCGAAAACACGAGCAUACCACCGCUCAAGGUGAUGAUAUCACGUACGGAUUGGAAAUUGAACGAUCAAGGCUGAAACAGGAAUUGGACCUCGAGAAGGAACAGCGGAAAGUAAUGGAAUUAGAGGUGAAAAAAAUUGAGGAGCAGUUCGAGGCGGAGAAAAACCGUCGAAAACAAAUUGUGCUGCUGUUGCUGGUAGAGCGUAAAAAGAUUAUAAUCAAGUACAUUGAAGAACGUAAGCCCAGUGAGGACCUGGCACAGAUUCUGUCGGAGGAAAAAAUGCGGGUUGAUACUAUUGCAGAAGGGCUAGAGGAGGAAAGCAAAAAUUCACUACGGAUGGAGGCAGAACUGGAAACCCAAGCUCAUCAGUUCGAUAUGGAGCGGAAAAUAUUACAUCAAAGUUUAGCUUAGGAAGAGAAAAGGAUCAAAGAACAAGAUUUAGAAAUACAGCAGCUGAAGGCCGAAUUGGAACUACUGCGUAAACAGAUGGGCACUCGACAUCCAAUCAUUGCUCCGCAAUUUCCAACAAAGCUUGGUGGGUUGAUGCCGUCUCGACCCUCGAUUGGAGGAGUAGCACCAGCGACUGGAAUAGCACGUUUGGUGUCUCCGGAUCAGUUGAUACGCCAAACAGCGAUUUCGCAGGUCUCGGUGACAUCGCCUCCAAAUGGAUCGGUGCCAGUUUCGAACUCAGCACUCGCAUCCAUACGCCUUCACGUCCACGGCCAAGGAAAUAUACCGCGACGAAUGCCUGAAGAAGUGUUGUGA